GUCCGGCAACACAGUUGUCGCCAAAUGGCCGUUACUGUCAACUGUACAAAAGUGCCUGUCAAGUAUUUUCAAGUAAUUGGUAAAUGCCUUUAUGGAAUUUAAGUAGUGUUCGACACUAAUGAUCACACUGAGAGCUCCUUCCACCAAUAUUUUUAACAGGAGUAGCCAUGUACAUCGCGUCCGCGUCCACUAGCGUGAAAUUCCACGAAUUUCCCAACACCGCCGCCGCCGCCGCCCAUCAUUACCAGCCCGGAUCCCGGAUCGAGGGCCCGAUCCGGAGCAUCUCGUGGAGCAAGGACGGCAACUGGUUGGCGAUCGUGCCACACUCGGGCAAAACCGAAAUCGUGACGGUCAAGAACCAGCUGAAGCUCGUGCACACGGUGCACGACAUCGCGGAGCCGACAUGCGCGUCUUUCCAGAACCUGACGAAAAAGCACCUGGCCGUCGGCACCAAAAACUGCCAGGUGCUCAUCUACGACAUCAAAUCACGGGCCACCAAGAAACGGUUCCCGAGGACGUCCUCGGUCGUCACCCACGUCGGCUUCACCGCGAAAGACACCCACUGCGUCGCCGGCUGCGCGAACGGCGAAGUUUUCGUCUACAACAACGUCGCCAACAACGUCGCUUGCGCCCUCAAAAUACCGAAAUCGAACUCAUUGACAGUUUUGAAAACUCACGCGCAAAAGCGCCAUCUAGUGUUGGGCGGUAGCAACGAGGGCGUGGUCGUUGUGUGGGACACGAACACGAGCAAGAGUAGGUUCUGCGCGGAUGCGCACAAGGCGCCGGUCACCUGCGCAGCGUUCUCGCCCGUCAACCCGUCCCUAGUCAUCUCCACCGGCUUGGACCGCCAAUUUUGCAUCUACGACGUCGACGCUAGGGAGAGGAUUGCGUGCGUCACCGUCGACAACAACCUCACUGCCGUCGACUUUGUCGAUGACGCGACCUCCUUCGCCACCGCGUCCCAAAAUGGCCGCGUCCACGUGUACGAUUCGCGCAAUCUGAACCAGCCCGUCUACAGCUUCGAGGCGCAUCGGAGCGCCGUGAAGCAUUUGGCGUUUCAAAAUGGCGGCGGCGGCGGCGAAGACGCCGGCGGGUGCAACACAAGCUCUUUGGGUAGCUCCGUCGGGGAGGAGGUCAAGUCGCUCGAUGAGGCGGCGAAGAUGCAGACGAGCGACCUUUUCGGCUAUCUGGCUCAGCUUCCGCCGGGAAACGAGGCCGGCGAGCAACCGGACAAAAGGAGCUACGUCGUCGAAGAUGGCGGCGACUCGUUUAUGGCCGCCCUCGACCUCAAUAGCGGCGAUUCGACGCGUCCGGAAGACAGUCACCGCGACGAUGUAGCGCCUAAGGUGCCACCGAGCUUGAACCUCAUUACUCCGAACGUGAGCAAAGCGAUUAACGAAAAAUUAAACGCGGACGUCGAACAUGCCACCUCGACUCCGAAAUUGUUGCCGCAGAACUUCUUCGCCGGUCCGUCGCCCAUCGUCACCUCCAAUUGCACCCAGGUGCCCGGCGUGAGCGCUACCACCCAGGUGCAACCUACGGCUACGAGGGAGAUGAUACGAGACGUUAUCGAGCAGGUAACUGCGGAAAUCGUGCAGAAGGAAAUCAAAAAUGCCCUCGAAGAGGUGAAAUCGGAGGUGACGUAUCCGAUCAUGAGGUCGGUCGAGCAGUCUCGCAGGAUGAUCCUAGAUCUGCACAUGGCAAUGAUUAAGGAAUCGAUCAAGGUGGAGAAUUGUUUUAACAGUAUCAGAGAGCUGAUCGGGCCGGACGCGAGAGCUUCGAACGACAGCUGCUUGGCGGAGGAGAACAUGAACCUCAGGAGGAAGAUACAGUUGUUGGAGAGCCAGAUCGCGGGGUUGAGCGCGUGCGGGCGCGGCGACGAGAACGGAAACGGCUGAGGUCCAUCUAUUUAGGAUUGAUAGAAAAUUGAAGUAAGGCUAUUUUUGUACCGAUUGUACUAUAUUUUUUUUAAUAAACUCAUUUU
Messenger RNA from Cylas formicarius (sweet potato weevil), 1984 nucleotides. RefSeq lists its product as uncharacterized. Gene Ontology annotation, biological process: mitotic cell cycle; microtubule nucleation. The transcript is spliced from 2 exons. Gene Ontology annotation, molecular function: gamma-tubulin binding. The coding region runs from base 168 to 1898 and encodes 576 amino acids. The record is from RefSeq and is a predicted model, not a curated record. Gene Ontology annotation, cellular component: centriole; ciliary basal body; pericentriolar material. Lineage: Eukaryota; Metazoa; Arthropoda; Insecta; Coleoptera; Brentidae.